Molecule: messenger RNA, 1134 nt
Organism: Dictyostelium discoideum AX4
Lineage: Eukaryota; Evosea; Eumycetozoa; Dictyosteliales; Dictyosteliaceae
Gene: pdhA
Product: pyruvate dehydrogenase E1 alpha subunit
Exons: 3
Coding region: 1-1134 (377 amino acids)
Biological process (GO): pyruvate decarboxylation to acetyl-CoA
Cellular component (GO): mitochondrial matrix
Molecular function (GO): oxidoreductase activity, acting on the aldehyde or oxo group of donors, disulfide as acceptor; pyruvate dehydrogenase (acetyl-transferring) activity
Source: RefSeq, a predicted model, not a curated record
AUGUUAUCAAAUUUUUUAAAAGUCAACAGUAAAGCACUAGGACAUAUAAGAACUUUUGCCUCAAAGAGUGGUGAAAUUAAACACAAUUUUAAAAAAGCCGAUACAUACUUAUGUGAUGGUCCAUCUGACUCAACUGUUACCAACAAAGAUGAACUCAUUUCAUUCUUCACUGAAAUGUCAAGAUUUAGAAGACUCGAAACUGUUUGUGAUGGUUUAUACAAAAAAAAAUUAAUUAGAGGUUUCUGUCAUUUAUACACUGGUCAAGAAGCUGUUUGUGCAGGUUUAGAAAGUGCAAUUACUAAAGAUGAUCAUAUUAUUACAGCAUACAGAGAUCACACUUAUAUGUUAUCAAGAGGAGCAACACCAGAAGAAAUUUUUGCAGAAUUAUUAAUGAAAGAAACUGGUUGUUCAAAGGGUAAAGGUGGUUCAAUGCAUAUGUUUACAAAGAAUUUCUAUGGUGGUAAUGGUAUUGUUGGUGCUCAAUGUCCACUUGGUGCUGGUAUUGCCUUUGCACAAAAGUACAAUAAGACCGGUAAUGUUUGUUUAGCCAUGUAUGGUGAUGGUGCUGCCAAUCAAGGUCAAUUAUUUGAAGCCUUCAACAUGGCUUCACUCUGGAAACUUCCAGUCAUUUUCAUUUGUGAAAACAAUAAAUACGGUAUGGGUACCUCUCAAAAGAGAUCAACUGCUGGUCACGAUUUCUAUACUCGUGGUCACUAUGUUGCAGGCUUAAAAGUCGAUGGUAUGGAUGUUUUCGCCGUCAAAGAAGCUGGUAAAUACGCCGCUGAAUGGUGUAGAGCUGGUAAUGGUCCAAUCAUUUUAGAAAUGGAUACCUAUCGUUAUGUAGGUCACUCUAUGUCUGAUCCAGGUAUCACUUAUCGUACAAGAGAAGAAGUUAACCACGUUAGACAAACUAGAGAUCCAAUUGAAAACAUUCGUCAAAUCAUCUUGGACAAUAAAAUCGCAACUGAAGAUCAACUCGCUGCCAUCGAAGAAACCGUUAGAGAUGAAAUGGAAAAAGCCUCUGAAAAAGCUAUCGCUGCUCCAUUACCACAAGCUCGUGAACUCUUUACCAACGUUUACCUCCAAGAAGUUCCAGUAAGAGGUGUUGAAUUUGUUAACAGUUUCAAACCAUAA